UUUUUUAGUUUCAGAUGCGUGGGAGCCUCGCUGCGGCUCUUGAAUGCAACAUUGAUACACGGUCAGCGGCUUGAACUUUGGACCAACUCACGCCGCUCCGAUAGACUGGGUAAACCCAGCCCAGCCCGAUCUGCCUGCGAUUCAGUCUUAAAAGAUUGAACUUGGUCUGGUGAUAGCCAGACUCCGAGGCAGGACAGAAGAGAAUUGGGAACAACAUGGCCGGGCCUCCUGUUGUUAUAUGGGACCAGGACGUGGAGGGUCUGUUGCAUUACAGAGAGCUGGUCCCCCGUCUGGAGGAAGCUUUGGGCAAAUUCUCCAGACGAGACAGCACAGAGGUGAUCCAGCCUGUUCGCACCACGCUGACCCUGCAGAAACACCACGGCUUCUUGGGAUUGAUGCCUACAUACAUGGAGAACGAUGGAGUCCUGUGCACAAAGUUUGUGUGUUUCUACAAAAGAGAGGAUGGUUCUUCUUUGCCAGCUACGCAGGCCACACUGGUGCUGCUGGAUCCAGAGUAUGGGAAUGUAAAGGCUGUCAUGGAUGGAGAGCUCAUCACAGGCAUGAGGACAGCUGCAGUCUCGGCCAUCUCUGCUAAGCUGCUGAUGCGUCCUGAAGCAGAGGUGUUGGCCAUCUUGGGUACUGGCAAACAGGCCUUGAGUCAUUACAAUGCCUUCACAGACAUGUUUUCAUUUAAAGAGGUGCGUGUGUGGAGCCGCACAAGACAGAAAGCGGAGAGGUUUUGCCGCUCUGUCAGCGGUCCGGUGACGGUAUGUGUCUCAGUGCAGGAGGCAGUGAGGGGAGCAGACGCCAUAGUGACGGUAACCAGAUGUACAGAGCCAGUGCUCUUUGGUCAGUGGGUCAAACCAGGAGCCCACGUGGCAGCGGUGGGGGCUUGCAGGCCAGACUGGCGGGAGCUGGACGACGUGUUGAUGAAGGAGGCAGUGGUGUACGCUGACAGCAGGGAGGGAGCAAUGGCCGAGUCCGGUGACGUCAUCCUCUCUGGGGCUGAGGUGUUUGCAGAGCUUGGAGAUGUUAUUAAUGGGACAAAAACUGCCCACAGAGAGAAGACAACUGUGUUCAAAUCCCUUGGAAUGGGAGUCGAAGAUGCAGUUUCUGCUCAGCUGGUAUUUGACCAAUGGAAAGCAAAAACCAGCCAACCGUGAAGUAAAGACUGUGCCUAUAACUAUAAUAUUCACUGCAUAAAUCUGUGGUCUUAUUAUUGUGCUUAAACUUAAUUCCAUAUCUACACACAUUAUCUAACUCCCAAAACACAGUUGAUCAAAGCUCUUUAUCAUACACUCCCUUUUGCACUCCUGUCCAGCAAAAAAACUUCCUUUUUGUGGCUUUUCCUUCUCCCAACAUGUCUGCACUGCAGCACCCUUUUUGUUGGAUGGUUAUCUGGACAGAGUCAUACAUGGGCUUGCAAAAGUAUUCAUACCCCUUGAACUUUUCCACAUUUUGUCAUGUUACAACCACAAACGUAAAUGUAUUUUAUUGGGAUUUUAUGUGAUAGACCAACACAAAGUGGCGCAUAAUUGUGAAGUGGAAGGAAAAUGAUACAUGGUUUUCAAUCUUUUUUUUACAAAUAAAAAACUGAA
Sander lucioperca (pikeperch) is the source of this 1598-nucleotide messenger RNA. It is a transcript of the gene crym, whose product is annotated as crystallin, mu. Gene Ontology annotation, biological process: thyroid hormone metabolic process. Lineage: Eukaryota; Metazoa; Chordata; Actinopteri; Perciformes; Percidae. Gene Ontology annotation, cellular component: cytoplasm. The record is from RefSeq and is a predicted model, not a curated record. The coding region runs from base 216 to 1163 and encodes 315 amino acids. Gene Ontology annotation, molecular function: thyroid hormone binding. The transcript is spliced from 8 exons.